Messenger RNA from Lolium rigidum, 2055 nucleotides. RefSeq lists its product as uncharacterized. NCBI's taxonomy places the organism in Eukaryota, Viridiplantae, Streptophyta, Magnoliopsida, Poales, Poaceae. The record is from RefSeq and is a predicted model, not a curated record. The coding region runs from base 193 to 1824 and encodes 543 amino acids. The transcript is spliced from 4 exons.
CCUCCUCAUCUCAUCUUCCUCAUCCAGACCUGGUUCUUGAUUCCUUCCGAAUUCUUCGUACCAUCCUAGCGCAUAGCGAAUCUUAUCGAUUAAUGGCGAUUGACUAGUCCCUAGUUUGAUCACGAGUAGAUUUCAGCGCACCUUUUUUUUCGUGGCAAUUGACCCCCCCUGAUCUGGCUGCUCCGAUUAGCCAUGGUGAAGAAGAAGCCCACCAACCCGAGCGCCAAGGGCAAGGGCGCCGCGUCCGCCUCCGCGCCGCCGCCGCCCAACCCCGCCCCCGGAUCGGCCAGACCCAAGAAGAUAUUGAAGAAGAAGAAGAAGGUCAAGGCCGAUCCGGAGAAGCAGAAGGCGGCCGCCGCUGAAGUCGCCGCCACCGCCACCGCCGAGGCAUCUGCUUCGGCGCCUGCGCCGGUUCCGGUUCCGGUUCCGGCUCCGGCCGACGUCGCCCCCUCAGCGGCCCUUGUGGUCGCCGAGAACAACGGUGCUAACGGGAAGACGGCCGCCGAGAACACCGGCGAUGGCAGUAAGACGGUCGCCGAGGACACCGGUGAUGCCAAUAAAACGGCCACCGACAACAACGCUGAUGGCAAUAAAGCCAUCGCCCAGAACAACGGCGGCGACAGGAAGACGGUCACCGGGAAGAAGGGUGACGCCAGGAAGACGACGGUCACCGGGAGCAGCAGCGCUGACAGGAAGAAGGAGAGGCGGAGGGGAGAAGGCCAUGGGAGGGUGGAGGAGAAGGGGAAGAAGGACGAGGAGGAGAGGAGUUGCGCUGGCUUUAUCUUCAUGUGUAACGCAAAGACGAAGCCCGAGUGCUUCCAGAACAGCGUGUUUGGCUUGCCCAAGGGCAAGAUAGACGUGGUGGAGAAGAUCCGCACAGGGGCCAAGCUCUUCCUGUAUGACUUUGACCUCAAGCUUCUCUAUGGGGUGUACAAGGCGACGGCGAGAGGCAAGAUGGAUCUUGUGCGCCGUGCGUUCAAUGGGAGGUUCCCUGCACAGGUCAAAUUUAAGAUUGACAAAGAUUGUCUUCCUCUUCCUGAGAGUAGUUUCAAGCAUGCCAUCAAAGAGAACUACAAUUCAAAGGGGAAAUUCACCCCACAGCUCAACUCUAGACAAGUUCGUAAGCUACUAGCACUAUACAAACCGAUUAGCCUACAUCGGUCAUCUUUGCAACAUGUUGAAGAGUCACAUCGUGUUGAAAGGCGCAUGCCUCGCCAUGUUGAUGAAAGGCGACAGCCACAUGAUUAUGAAGAAAGGCGACUAUCGCGACAUGCUGAAGAUGAAAGGCACUUAUUACGACAUGAUGAAGAAAUGCAACGCCCACGAUUUGUUGAAGAGAGGAGACUAGGGUAUGCUUAUGAAGAAAGAAGGCCACCACACCAUGUUGAAGAAAUUCGACGUGCACAAUUUGUUCAAGAAGUUCAUGCACCAACUCAUUUACCGGAGUCUCAGUAUGCACCUCCAACAUACUAUCGCCACAUUGCUCCUUCUUCUAAUGAUUUGUACCAUCCACAUCAGACCAAUAUGAUUUAUGAAAGGUCUUCAGGUGACGCAGCCAACAGGGAUCCAUACCUUGCAAGAGAGUACAGAGGGCCGCCGCCAGCAGAGUUUGCCGCACGCUCCGAUCACGUGGACGAGCUCUACCGUUCUUACAAGCUCGUCACUCGUCCACAGGGCCUCCACCAGGAUCCGCCCUACGCGCCAGUCGCCUACGAGAACCCAAGAGCUCCUCCUUACCCGGAAGACAUCCAGCAGAGGCCUGUUUCCACAAGGGUGCCCGUGUCCUCCCUCUAUUCCUUCGCUGGCGCACCAGCCUACAGAUGAUCAUGGGCAGCAACUGGUCCCAGCCUUAAUCAUUAUUGCCAGCUGGUGUGGCUAAUUAUCUUCCGCAACUGUAGUUUAUUGGAUCCUCUAGAUACCGUUUGCAAGAAGUCUGAUACUGGAACGUGGGCUUUGUUUCGUGUGCUGCUGAACUAGUGCGCAGCUGGAUGUUAGUAACUUUUCUGAGAAAAAUGCUUCCGUGGUCUUGCAAAUAUGAUCUAUUUUGUUUGUUAU